Lepisosteus oculatus (spotted gar) is the source of this 1826-nucleotide messenger RNA. The record is from RefSeq and is a predicted model, not a curated record. NCBI's taxonomy places the organism in Eukaryota, Metazoa, Chordata, Actinopteri, Semionotiformes, Lepisosteidae.
AUAAACACAUUGUUUUUAUACCAUGUGUUGCAAAAAGAGAAUACAUCUCUCGAGGCAAUUUAUUUUUGCCAAAGCUUCCAAUGAACACAACAUCGCAAUACCGCACAAUGCAUUUGUUCUAAAUUCUGUAGAAAUGAUUUUAUUUCAAUGAAAUAACACAAUAGUAGCACAAAAUAGCGCUCAUGCAAAACAUACAGAAAUACAUUUGCUAAAGAUGGAAAGCAAAUUAACGAGCUACAGCAUUUCUGGAUACCCACUAGUGAUGUGGUCUGUUUUUGGUAUUAGAAGCUGCACUGAAAGUGUCCAUUUGGUCUUGCUGUAUCAUGAAACAUUUUAGUUUUAUGAUUUGAAAGAUGCUUGUGUUUUUCUUGCAGGCAGAGAAAAAGGGGGCAAGUCAGACUGUAAUUGGGCUGAUAUUUGGAUGUUAUGCCUUUUUCAAUUUGUUGGGAUCUUUAAUACUGGGGAGAUAUAUUGUUCAGAUUGGAGCAAAAUUUAUGCUCGUUUCUGGCCUUUUUGUGUCAGGUGUAUGUACAAUUCUUUUUGGCUUGCUCGACAAAGUGGCGGGAAAAACAGAUUUCAUAGUGCUGUGCUUUCUCAUACGGUCUAUAGAUGCUAUAGGCUUUGCUGCUGCUAUGACAUCUUCCUUUGCAAUUAUCGCAAAAGCCUUUCCUAACAAUAUAGCCACUGUUUUGGGUAGUUUGGAAAUUUUUACUGGGCUAGGCCUGGUGCUGGGACCUCCCAUCGGUGGAUUUUUGUAUCAGUCAUUCGGCUACAAGAUUCCUUUUAUCGGUGUGGGGGGUAUUCUCCUAGUGAUGGUGCCAUUUAACAUGUGUGUUUUACCAAACUAUGAUGCAAAUCCCAGCAAAGACUCAUUCUGGAGACUCUUCACUCAUCCAAAAAUUGUUUUAAUCUGCUUCAUACUCUUUUCUGUGAGUUCAGGUCUUGGUUUUUUGGAUCCAACCAUGUCUCUCUUUGUUUUGGAAAAGUUUAAUCUACCUGCUGGUUAUGUGGGACUUGUGUUCCUUGCCGAGGCACUGUCAUAUGCACUGUCAUCACCACUACUGGGGGUUGUUAGUGAUAAACUGCCUUUGGUAAGAAGAUGGCUGAUGGUCAUGGGUGGCCUAGGAACAGCAAUUGCCUUUUGUUUACUAGGUCCUGCUCCUAUUCUGCACAUCAAAAGUCAGCUGUGGUUAUUUGUUCUGAUGCUGAGCAUUAUUGGAUUUUCCCUGGGAAUGACUGGCAUUCCAACAUUCCCGGAGGUCCUUACAUGUGCUUAUGAAAAUGGAUUUGAGGAAGGCCUCAGUACUUUAGGACUGGUGUCAGGAAUGUUUGGAGCAGUGUGGUCUGCUGGUAUGUUCAUUGGCCCCACACUUGGUGGUUUCACAACUCAAAGGCUGAAUUUUCAAUGGGCUGCGGUCAUUCAAGGAGGAAUACCCUUUCUUGCUUCAUUCUUAUUGGGACUUUAUUUAUUCAUGGAGGCAAUAAAGAAGAAAAGGUCUCGUCAAGUAGUUCACGCUAUUGGAGAAAGAACUCCUCUCCUGAACAGCAGCUCAGCUGAAACACAAUGAUGCUUGAAAAGAGAACAUGGUGAAUGAUCAAAACCUACUGCAGAAAAUCUGGGUUAUAACAGAAAUGCAGCAAUGUUUUUUUUUAAUUUAUUUUGAUUUAUUUUUGUUUAAUACACUGAGAACUUGAUGUUAUGCAUUCAACUUAACAUGUUUACGCACUUUUUAUAAAUUAAUGAAACAUUUUUAGGAUGAGAAGAUAUAGUUUAGGCUUGUUCUUUAUGCCACAAAAUACCAUAAUAAAAACGUCACUUUAAUCGA